This is a messenger RNA of Priceomyces carsonii, 507 nucleotides long. RefSeq lists its product as uncharacterized. NCBI's taxonomy places the organism in Eukaryota, Fungi, Ascomycota, Pichiomycetes, Serinales, Debaryomycetaceae. Gene Ontology annotation, biological process: negative regulation of transcription by RNA polymerase II; rRNA processing. The transcript has a single exon. Gene Ontology annotation, molecular function: DNA binding. Bases 1 to 507 code for a protein of 168 amino acids. The record is from RefSeq and is a predicted model, not a curated record. Gene Ontology annotation, cellular component: nucleolus.
AUGGUUUCCUUUUCCUGUGAGGUGUGCAAUGACACGAUACUCAAGAAGAAAUUAGAUCAACACAGGCAAAGAUGCAACGGAGCAUACUUUACUUGUAUUGACUGCUCGACUACCUUUUCAGGAACUGAUUAUAAGAACCACACAAGUUGUAUUACGGAAGCAGAAAAGUAUGAGAAAGGUCUUCAUAAACCUAAAAAGGCGACUCCGAUAAACGAGAAGAAUGGAAGCUCUACUAGCAAAAUAAAGCAAGGCAAACAACAGAAAAAUGCAUCAAAAACCGCUGCAAAAGAGGAUAACAGUUCUAAAGAUAAAACAAAACAUGUCGUAAGCGACAAAAAGCAGACCAAAAAAUUAGAUCUAGAGAAAUAUGUCUCAUCCUCCAAACAGGAGAGCUUUUAUAAAAUUUUAAAAAAGCUUGCAAAAGACAAGGAUGUUAAAAAAAAGAAAAUUUUAGAACAAUUAAAAGUAUGUAAGAACGAGAACGGGUCGAUCUCAUUGACAUUGUGA